This is a messenger RNA of Durusdinium trenchii, 732 nucleotides long. NCBI's taxonomy places the organism in Eukaryota, Dinophyceae, Suessiales, Symbiodiniaceae. The record is from the annotation of a GenBank genome assembly.
AUGGGGCCUGCGGGGCCCGCGAUCGAUGGCCCGGCGGAGAAGCUGGUGAAUGAACUCCAGCAGAGCCGGAAGAUGCAGAUGAUCGACCAUCUACAGGCGAAGCUGUUGGAAGAUCAACGGCGAAGCCUGAAACAUUUCGAAUGCGUGCAGAGUGGUCUCAGCAUCAUGCGGGCGGGCGCCAUGCGCUCCCGACCCCAGACCUCUCCGGCGGGCGGCAUCGUCAAGCAGACGGCGCAAGAGUUGGGGCUGCAACGGCUCUCCUUUACCGAGACGUUGCGCCAGGAGGUCGAAGCCUCCAGGGUCUCGUGUGGCAUCCGCGGCAGUGUGGAGCUCCCGAGCCACGUGCCGAUGGCGCAGAUCCCCGAGCAGCCGGAGCUCGAGCGCCCCAAGACCUCGCCCGCCGCGCCCGUCACGGCGCCGCCCACCGCGGCGGCGCCCGCGUCGCCGGCGCCGACGUCGCCCUCGGCGAAGAGCGACGGCGCGGGGCAAUCGCUGAGCUUGAACAAAAGCUUGAAGACGAUGAAGACGGCAGGCACCGUGAAGUUCAGAGGGAGCGGCUCGGGCGGCGGCAGUGGGCCACUGGGGGUCAGUUGGAACGACGAAGAGGAGGAAUUCUGUCGCUUCCACGAGGAGUACCUCUUCCCCUUGGACCAUGAAGACUUCAACCUCGCUGAUGCCCAGCUCUAUCGUGCCAAAGGCUCCAGUUUGCUCCUGCCACGAGCCGAGAUAUGA